Messenger RNA from Staurois parvus, 331 nucleotides. NCBI's taxonomy places the organism in Eukaryota, Metazoa, Chordata, Amphibia, Anura, Ranidae. The record is from the annotation of a GenBank genome assembly.
GAACCAGUACAGGGGAUGACCAGGACUGCGGACACAGUGCAGGAGAUGACCAGAGACUGCGGACACAGUGCAGGAGAUGACCAGAGACUGCGGACACAGUGCAGGAGAUGACCAGAGACUGCGACAGUACAGGGAUGACCAGAGACUGCGGACACAGUGCAGGAGAUGACCAGAGACUGCAGACAACAUUACAGGGGAUGACCAGAGACUGCGGACAUAGUACAGGAAAUGACCAGAGACUGCGGACACAGUACAGGAGAUGACCAGAGACUGCGGACACAGUACAGGGUAUGACCAGAGACUGCGGACACAGUGCAGGAGAUGACCAGAG